Messenger RNA from Drosophila virilis, 904 nucleotides. RefSeq names its product ras-like GTP-binding protein Rho1. Gene Ontology annotation, molecular function: GTP binding; protein kinase binding; GTPase activity. Gene Ontology annotation, biological process: small GTPase-mediated signal transduction. Gene Ontology annotation, cellular component: cytosol. Lineage: Eukaryota; Metazoa; Arthropoda; Insecta; Diptera; Drosophilidae. The record is from RefSeq and is a predicted model, not a curated record.
CUAAACAAACGCACAGUUCCUUGGCAAACAGCAUUUCCUCCAGUCAUACGUGUAGAGUUAACAAAAAAAAAAAAAAAACAAUUGUUUUUCUAGUGCCAUCAAUUGGUUAUUAUUAAUAUAAUGAGUUCUAUUCGCAAGAAACUGGUAAUUGUAGGCGAUGGGGCAUGUGGCAAGACCUGCCUGUUGACUGUCUUCUGCAAAGACAAUUUCCCCUUGGAUUAUGUGCCGACAGUAUUCGAAACAUAUGUUGCGGAUGUGGAAGUUGAAGGAUCUCAGGUGGAACUGGCGCUGUGGGACACGGCCGGGCAGGAGGAUUACGAUCGCUUGCGGCUUCUAAGCUAUCCUGAUACGGAUGUGAUUGUCAUGUGCUUCUCGAUUGAUCUGCCGGAUUCGCUGGAAAACAUACAGGACAAAUGGAUACCCGAAGUGACACACUUCUGUCCGAAUGUGCCCAUCAUUUUGGUGGGCAACAAACGCGACUUGCGCCAUGAUCCCGACACCAUAAAGGAACUAUCCAUGCAAAAGCAGCACACCGUCACGGCCGAGGAGGGGCUUACCAUGGCCGAAAUAGUCAACGCAUUUGCCUAUCUCGAAUGCUCGGCCAAAAUGCAGGAGGGUGUGCGCGAGGUGUUCGAAACGGCGACCAGAGCCUCUUUGCAGGUGCACAAGAAGAAGAAGCGAGCGAGAUGUUUGCAAUUAUCGUGCAGGCUACUUUAAAUUAUAAUAUUAUGAUUAUUCUUGAAAUUUUCACGUUUAUCGCAUGGUUUUAACAAAAACAAAAAUAAUGCUGCUUGCGUUCACUUCCGCCUUCCAUUUAUAUUUUGAUAUUAUCAAUUUAACAAAAAAAAAAAAAAACAAUUUCCGCUUAAAUUCAGAUUGUUCAAUGGAAAAGUACUCAAUCAAA